GACAAACUUCUACUUAAUACUUUAGACGAGUCUUCAGUCAGUCUUUAAGCUUGAUUCAAUCAACUUCAUUUCGCGUUGUGGUGUGAAAAGAUAAUUUAUAUCAAUAAUGACAUCUGUCAAAUUGUUCGUCCUUGUAGUUUAUGUCUUGGGAUACGCUAAUGUCCCAUCUUGUCUCGGUCUUGAACUCACACCGCCAGAGGAGAAAUCAUAUGUAAAUCGAAAUUUUGAGGAAUUCAUAUCUCGCAUUUUGCUUUCGGAAUACAAAGAUCUACCAACAAAAGAAUUAUAUCGUCUUAAUAUCCAAGCAUCCGAUGGCUCCUACCGUGAAUUAGUUGGCAAGCUCAUUAACCCCGGAACUGCCAAAGAGGAACUAAUUUGGUUUGUUGUGCACGAGUACACAAAGGAAGGAUUAAUUUACACUGCUUCCUCAAUUAUCGAUAAAAAUGGUUUGCAACCAAAGGAGUUACAGAUACUCGCUGGAAUAUCACAUAAACUUCUUCAAAACCUAUCUGGUUAAGCCAUAAUAAUUAUAUAUUUAAUGAAGUGAUUAAA
Molecule: messenger RNA, 552 nt
Organism: Eupeodes corollae
Lineage: Eukaryota; Metazoa; Arthropoda; Insecta; Diptera; Syrphidae
Exons: 3
Coding region: 107-517 (136 amino acids)
Source: RefSeq, a predicted model, not a curated record